UUAAGUCUCAUAUCAUAUAGUAUGUAGACUCCAUAUAAUCAGAAAAUCAAGCUAUUGUGUUUUUCAUGUAAUUGUGUAUACAUAACAAGUCAACUCUAGCCACAUAUCUAUUUCGGCUGUCUUCGGCUAAAAUCGGGAUGAAUGUUUGUAGUCGACCCUGUUAGGCUGAUGGUCCCGUCACGCCUCUGCAACACGUAACAGCAACCUAUUCAAGGUUACAGCAUGGUAGAAGAAAAAUGGGAUCACAUCUGACAAGUAUGUGUUGGUCGGUCACCGUCUGACAGGAUGCAUAUCACGGAUUUUCUGUCUGGAUCCUUGGCAGGGGCAUGUGGAGUUGCAGUGGGCUACCCUCUGGACACUGUGAAGGUCCGAAUCCAAACCCAGAAACAGUUCACUGGGAUAUGGCAGUGUGCAGCAGAGACUUUUUCAAAAGAAGGGGUGCAUGGCUUCUUCAAAGGCAUGUCCUUACCCAUCACUACGAUCUCUAUGACCUCCUCAGUGGUGUUUGGCACAUACAGGAACUGCCUGCAAUGUCUGAGUCAGGCACGAGGAGGGUGUCCAAACACCAAACCAGAGGUCUUCCUGUCAGGCAUGUUGGCAGGGAUAGCUCAGACGUCCGUGAUGUCUCCAGGUGACAUGGUGAAAGUGCGUCUGCAGUGUCAGACGGAGUCCAAGCGAGGCGGUACCAACAUGCCCAAACCGAGGUACCUCGGCCCAGUCCACUGUCUGCUCAGCAUUAUCAAAGAAGAGGGGUUCAGGGGGCUCUACAAAGGUGCGCUCCCACUCAUGCUAAGAGAUGCGCCGUCUUACGCCACCUACUUUCUGACUUACACAACCAUCUGUGAAUUGCUGACAGACGGCAGCAAGAAAAGACCAGAUUGGGGUGUUGUGAUGCUGGCCGGUGGAUUAGCAGGAAUGGUAGGUUGGACUUUAGGAACGCCCAUGGACGUGAUCAAAGCCCGUCUGCAGGUCGACGGGGCACGGGAGACGAAGCGAUACAGGGGUUUCAUACACUGCAUCACUGAGACCGCGAGGGUGGAGGGAGCAGGGGUGUUCUUCAAGAGCUUAGGCAUCAACUGUUUGCGCGCUUUCCCCGUCAACAUGGUGGUGUUCGUCACAUACGAGGUUCUCAACGGUUUCCUAAAACAAGGACAUGAAAGUGUUGAACCACCUCAGUUUGGGUUCGAAUAGGAUUACCUUGUCUGCUUAAUCUUUGGGGUAUUUUAUGUUUACUAAAUACGUAACGACAAAUAACUUUUGGGGAAGAAAAAGGCUUUUGCAUUGCAGUAUUUUAAUGGAAUAAUUGUAUCCACAUCCGUCUGUUACAUUUAUGCUUAUAUGCUUAGGGGUAAUUUAUCAGUACUACAAGUUGGACCACAUGCCUCUGGCCACUAGAUGGCCUUCCUGGCUAAUUUGUUUUCUGUAUGUUAUUGACAAGAGAACAGUUUGUAUAACUGUAUAAGAAGUAUACCAAGAAAACCUCAACUGUGUGUAGGCUGUUAAAACAUAAACUAUAUUUUACUUUAGAAUAAUGAAUAAGCUGCACCACGCACAAUUUAGAGUAUGAUACCCGUCCAGUUCCUCGCUGCCUGUACUUAGAGUAUUUCAUUAUUGACCAGUGAAGUAGUAUCAGUACUAUAAUUUUGAGGUACUUGGAUUUUACCUUAGAAUUUCCAUUUCCUGCUACUUUCUACCUGUAGCAUAUACAAUAAUACAUUUCAAUAACAGCCUUUGAAGAUUUGUAUUAAUAACACAAAUAUCAUCAACAAAUGUAUCAUGUAUUUUUGGAUAAGAUUUGUGAAAUUCACAAGCUAUCCAAACGUAGUUAAUGAAACAUAUGAAUAGAGCAAUAAUUAUAAUUCAAUGUAUAACGUUUUAUUCUGAAAUGGGCCGGUUUGUGCUUGAUUUAACUUAGGUCAAAUUCUGAAUGCAGGACUGUUACUUUAGGGCAGAGUACAUUAUUUCUACACUGUUUUAUUACUACCUUUACUUACUAAAAGAUUUGCGUCCACCAUUUUACUUUUCAUGCCAGCAAAAUGGCAAAGCUGAACUCAACAUAUUGUCUUGAAUUUCAAACCUUUACUAUCUGGAUUAGUUAAAGGUUUAAUCGAUUAAAAUAAUUACAAUAGGAACCAACAGACCUUGGAUUAUCACUAAAUGUUUAUUUAUCAUUUUCAUAAACUACAACUGUUGAACUGCUGUUCAUAAAAAGACAUUCUCAAAGCAAGUUGUCUGUUUUUAAAAGUGGAGCAUAUCUGUAAAGAUACUUGUCUUAUUCCAUCUACCUGUCAAAUAUUUUUGGUUUUUCUUUUACCUUGAACAAUUCUGAAGACCUUUCUGGCAUGUUGUUAAUGGAAUAUAUUUGGUCUCAGAGUGGGGGGAAACCGGGUUCCUCUAUCAGGGGGAAAACAAAUGUUUCUGUGAUUUGAUUUGGUGAUUAUCAUGAAAAUGCUUAUUGUGCCUUCCAUCAUAAAUGAAGUCCAACAAAA
Molecule: messenger RNA, 2489 nt
Organism: Eleginops maclovinus (Patagonian blennie)
Lineage: Eukaryota; Metazoa; Chordata; Actinopteri; Perciformes; Eleginopidae
Gene: slc25a47a
Product: solute carrier family 25 member 47a
Exons: 6
Coding region: 286-1191 (301 amino acids)
Biological process (GO): transmembrane transport
Cellular component (GO): mitochondrion
Molecular function (GO): transmembrane transporter activity
Source: RefSeq, a predicted model, not a curated record